GCCGCCUCCUCUCCCAGUCCCCGGAGCUGCUGCUUGUGCCCCUGCUGCCCGCGGUGAUAUCUGCCCCAGCCGGGUAUCUGCUCAUCACCCUGCGGGUCACCCCACCCAGAUCUGCCGCAUUCACCCCUCGGCACCCCCUCUCUGCCUGCGGUCUCCUUUCACCGGCCCCGGUUGUACGCUGCCCCCGCAGCCCCUCCUCGGGUCCCCUCUCCCAGGGUCCGGAGAUGGGGCCCCCAGCGGGCCCCGGGCUGCUCCUGCUCUUCCUCGGCUGCCUGCGGAUCGGCUCUUCCAAGUAUGUGCGGGGCAACCUCAGCACCAAGGAGGACUGGGUUUUUCUCACAAGGUUCUGUUUCUUAUCAGACUUCGGACGUCUUGAAUUCAGAUUUAAAUACCCCGAGGCAAAAUGCUGCCAGAACAUCCUGCUUUAUUUCGACGACCCAUCUCAGUGGCCGGCCGUGUACAAGAAGGGAAACAAGGACUGCUUGAUGAAGGAAUCUGUGAUCCGUCCUGAGAACAACCAGGUCAUUAAUCUGACCACCCAGUACGUUUGGUCCGGCUGUCAGGUGAUAAAGGAAUCAGGGACGAGCUACCUGAGCUGCAACAGCGGCAGAAGCUUCAGAUCUGUUCGAGAACGAUGGUGGUACAUAGCCUUGAGCAAGUGCGGGGGGGAUGGGCUCCAGUUAGAAUACGAGAUGACCCUGACGAACGGCAAAUCCUUCUGGACGCGCCACUUCUCCGCGGAUGAGUUUGGGAUCCUGGAGACAGAUAUCACCUUCCUCCUGAUCUUCGUCCUGAUCUUGCUGCUAUCCUGUUACUUUGGCUAUAUCCUCAGGGGGCGGCAGCUUCUUCACACCACGUACAAGAUGUUUAUGGCAGCGGCUGGAGUUGAGGUUCUCAGCCUGCUGUUCUUCUGUGUAUACUGGGGGCAGUACGCGCAGGACGGAGUGGGCAACCCCAGCAUCAAAGUGUUAGCUAAGCUCCUGUUCUCUGCAAGUUUCCUGAUUUUUCUGCUAAUGCUGAUCCUGCUGGGGAAAGGAUUUACUGUUACCAGAGGUCGGAUCAGCCACCUGGGCUCCAUUAAGCUGUCGGUGUACAUGACGCUGUACACGGUGACACACACGGUGCUGUUUAUAAAUGAGGCACAGUUCUUUGAUCCCGCUCAGGUCCUGUACACGUAUGAGUCGCCCGCAGGUUAUGGUAACAUCGCCCUGCAGUUCCUGGCAUAUAUCUGGUUCUGUUACGCCGUGUUGGUGACCCUCAAGCACUUCCCGGAGAAACAGGCGUUCUACGUGCCCUUCUUUGCUGCGUACACUCUCUGGUUCUUUGCCGUCCCCGUCAUGGCAUUGAUUGCUAAUUUUGGAAUCCCUAAAUGGGCCCGUGAGAAGAUUGUGAACGGAAUCCAGCUGGGAAUCCAUCUGUACGCACACGCCGUCUUUCUGAUCAUCACCAGACCUUCGGCAGCCAAUAAGAACUUCCCUUACCACGUGCGCACCUCUCAGAUCGGAAUCAUGGAGCAGAGUACCGAGAAAUUCCCGCACCACGUUUAUGGAAACGUCACGUUUAUCAGCGAUUCUGUCCCCAACGUCACUGAGCUUUUCUCGAUCCCGAGCUGCAACGGGAGCAAUGGAGCGAUAAAUAAGCCCGCUCAGUACCCUGUUACUCUUGGUCAAUGUUACUCCCAGCUGACCUCAGACCCUCAUCAUGUGAUGAGCCCCUCAUCUCUGAACGGUGUACCCGGAAAUCAAAAGUUACCGGUUGGGGAGACGCAGAUUGGGGGUCUUCAACAGCUACACGCCCCUCAAAUACAUAAUCAGAAUGGCUUCCCUGAAUACUUCAGCAUCCGCUCGGCAGGCCCCCAACCCAUGUAGAAACCCCACCGCCGCGGGAAGGUCCACAUCGCAGUCCUCCUUAAACCAAGAUAGACCCACUGAAGCCACAUAUGAACUGACAUUCUGAGCCAGAAACCAUUGUCUGGACGGCUGUGUGUAUGUGUGGGAGUGCGUGAGCAGACAGACGUGUUUACAAAUCUACAUGUACAUGUGUACACCUUUUCAUAUAUCUGCUAUGUUUGCACUUAGGUGUACAGAUGUUCCAUUUCCUGCAUUUCUUUGUUGUAUGUUUAUUCUGCCUGUCUUCUCGAUAGUCUUUUUGCC
Messenger RNA from Spea bombifrons (plains spadefoot toad), 2153 nucleotides. RefSeq names its product transmembrane protein 145 (gene TMEM145). The coding region runs from base 225 to 1868 and encodes 547 amino acids. Lineage: Eukaryota; Metazoa; Chordata; Amphibia; Anura; Pelobatidae. The transcript has 15 exons. The record is from RefSeq and is a predicted model, not a curated record. Gene Ontology annotation, biological process: response to pheromone; G protein-coupled receptor signaling pathway.